UUGUGUUGCUGAUGCAGUGUAGGCUGAAGCUUCCCGGUUGGCUAAUUGAGGGGAUAGACAAGAACGCAGUGUUACAGCAGAAGCCGUUGUUAGAUCAUAGCACGGGAACUCUAGCUUUGCUCAGAAGAAGAAGCACUAGCAAUGGAGGCGGAAUUGAAACAGGUGCUUAAUGAUCUCCAAUCUCUAAAGCAUUCAUUGGGUGAUCCUUCUCAUCUCGCUUCAAUCAAUAAGCUAGAGUCGCGUGUUGAACAUCUUACAACGUUGGCAAAGUCUGAACCUGUUCGGCGUUCAAAAGUCAAGGAUAUGAGUGCUGAAGUGGUGGAUAGCAAUCCUUACAGCAGGCUCAUGGCGCUUCAGAGGAUGGGUAUUGUGCAGAACUAUGAGAGAAUUCGGGAGUUCUCUGUUGCCAUUGUUGGAAUUGGUGGUGUUGGCAGUGUUGCAGCUGAAAUGCUAACGAGAUGUGGAAUAGGUCGACUUUUGCUGUAUGAUUAUGACAAAGUGGAGUUGGCCAACAUGAACAGACUUUUUUUCCGUCCAGAGCAGGUUGGCAUGACAAAGACUGACGCUGCUGUUCAGACGCUGGCAGACAUAAAUCCUGAUGUUGUGCUUGAGAGUUAUACAAUGAAUAUCACAACAGUUCAAGGGUUUGAGACCUUCAUGUCAAGUUUGAAGAGUAAAACUUUUCAUCCAACUAAAGAAGGUAGUGGAGUAGAUCUGGUUUUAAGCUGCGUGGAUAAUUAUGAAGCUAGAAUGGCUGUUAACCAGGCUUGUAAUGAGUUGAAUCAAACAUGGAUGGAGUCUGGUGUAUCUGAAGAUGCUGUUUCUGGUCAUAUACAAUUGCUGAUUCCUGGAGAAACUGCUUGUUUUGCAUGUGCACCUCCUUUGGUUGUAGCAUCUGGUGUGGACGAGCGGACACUCAAGCGUGAGGGGGUCUGUGCCGCGUCUUUGCCUACCACGAUGGGAGUUGUUGCUGGGCUCUUAGUUCAAAAUACACUGAAGCUCUUGUUACAAUUUGGACAUGUAUCACCAUACCUGGGAUACAAUUCUCUUAAAGAUUAUUUCCCAACCAUGGAAAUGAGGCCGAAUCCUCAAUGUUCAAAUGCAGCUUGUUUGGAGCGUCAGAAAGAGUAUAUCCUUGCAAAGCCAGCUAGGGAUGCUGCAGCUAAAACCAAAAUGGAGGCAGAAGCAUUAUUAGAUAUAGAACUCCCUCUUCAUGCUGAUAAUGAGUGGAGCAUAAGUGUUGUUGAUGAUAGUGAGCUGGAAAGGUCAGGUGCCUCUGGUUCAGGUCCUGCAGAUACUCUUCCUGAAGGUCUUACUCGCGAGCUCCCAAGUGCAGACGAGUUUCAAAAAUUGCCAGCUGCUGAUACAACUACAACUGCUAUUGAUGACCUUGAAGAACUCAGGAAGCAACUUGAUGCCCUUAAUACCUGAUUAUGGACUAGAUUUCAGCAUUAGCUUUUUGGGAAAGAAGAUUAUUUUGUAGGCUGCGUUUUUUAUAACUGUGCCUUCUGAGUUCUGAGAAUGAAUAAAUUACAGAUGGAAUUAUCUUUUUGAUGCUUUGAGACGGUGGAAUUUCACGCAUACAAUUGUUGUUUAGACUUUUUUUUUUCUUUUUAAUAUUAUAAACCAUCAUUUUCCUU
Messenger RNA from Manihot esculenta (cassava), 1640 nucleotides. RefSeq names its product ubiquitin-like modifier-activating enzyme 5. Gene Ontology annotation, molecular function: UFM1 activating enzyme activity. Bases 142 to 1431 code for a protein of 429 amino acids. The record is from RefSeq and is a predicted model, not a curated record. Gene Ontology annotation, cellular component: cytoplasm; cytosol. Gene Ontology annotation, biological process: protein ufmylation. The transcript has 14 exons. Lineage: Eukaryota; Viridiplantae; Streptophyta; Magnoliopsida; Malpighiales; Euphorbiaceae.